Cladophialophora yegresii CBS 114405 is the source of this 1380-nucleotide messenger RNA. RefSeq names its product serine hydroxymethyltransferase, cytosolic. The transcript has 3 exons. Gene Ontology annotation, biological process: folic acid metabolic process; L-serine catabolic process; tetrahydrofolate interconversion. The coding region runs from base 1 to 1380 and encodes 459 amino acids. Gene Ontology annotation, molecular function: pyridoxal phosphate binding; serine binding; zinc ion binding. Gene Ontology annotation, cellular component: cytoplasm. Lineage: Eukaryota; Fungi; Ascomycota; Eurotiomycetes; Chaetothyriales; Herpotrichiellaceae. The record is from RefSeq and is a predicted model, not a curated record.
AUGCUCGAGAAGUCCUUGGUCGAGUCGGACCCAGAGAUUGCGGAGAUCAUGAAAAAAGAAAUCAAGCGCCAACGCGAGUCGAUCAUCCUCAUUGCCUCUGAGAAUGUCACAUCCCGCGCCGUCUUCGAUGCUCUUGGCUCCCCCAUGUCGAACAAGUACAGUGAAGGCUACCCGGGAGCCCGCUACUACGGUGGAAACCAACAUAUCGACUCUAUUGAGCUCACCUGUCAGUCCCGGGCUUUGAAGGCGUUCAACCUGGAUCCAGAGAAGUGGGGAGUCAACGUACAAUGCUUGAGUGGUUCUCCUGCGAACCUGCAGGUGUACCAGGCAUUGAUGAGACCCCACGAUCGGUUAAUGGGCUUGGACCUACCACACGGCGGGCAUUUGAGCCACGGGUAUCAGACACCGCAGAGGAAGAUUUCCGCCGUCUCAACCUACUUCGAAACCUUCCCCUACCGAGUAAACCUCGACACCGGCAUCAUCGACUACGACCGACUCGAAGAGAACGCCCUCAUGUACCGCCCUAAAUGCAUCGUCGCAGGCACAUCGGCCUACUGCCGGCUCAUCGAUUAUGCCCGCAUGCGACAGAUCGCAGACAAGGUCGGAGCAUACCUGAUUGUCGACAUGGCACACAUUUCCGGCCUCAUCGCCGCGGGUGUCAUUCCUUCUCCAUUCGAACACGCCGAUGUUGUCACCACUACCACCCACAAAUCUCUCCGUGGCCCAAGAGGAGCAAUGAUCUUUUUCCGCAAGGGCGUUCGCAGAACGGACGCCAAGACCGGCAAGCAAGUCAUCUACGACCUCGAAGGCCCCAUCAAUUUCUCCGUCUUCCCUGGCCACCAGGGUGGCCCGCAUAACCACACCAUCACUGCGUUGGCAGUCGCACUGAAGCAAGCUGCGUCGCCGGAGUUCAGGGCGUACCAGGAACAAGUGCUCAAGAACGCGAAAGCUCUCGAGUCCGAGUUCAAAGAGCUGGGAUACAAACUUGUCGCGGAUGGGACGGAUUCACACAUGGUGUUGCUCGACUUGCGUCCACAAGCUCUCGAUGGUGCUCGGCUCGAAGCUGUGCUCGAGCAGAUCAACAUCGCGUGCAACAAGAACAGCAUUCCCGGGGACAAGUCUGCCUUGACGCCAUACGGUAUCCGCAUUGGUGCCCCGGCUAUGACCUCUCGAGGCUUUGGAGAGGAGGACUUCAAGAGAGUGGCCCGAUAUAUCGACCAGAGCAUCAAGCUAUGCAAGAAGGUCCAGGGUGAGCUGCCCAAGGAGGCGAACAAGCUGAAGGACUUCAAGGAGAAGGUCGCCGGCGAAUCUGUUGAGGAGAUUCUGAAGCUAAGACAGGAGGUCGCGGAUUGGGCCUCGAGCUUCCCCUUGCCGGUGUAG